AUGUCAUCAACACCCACCAAACGAACCAUUGCCUGCMACGAAUGCCACAAGAAGAAGACCAAAUGUAACGGACAAGGGCCGCCAUGCUCAACAUGUGCCGACCUCAGCAUUGAAUGCACAUAUCCCGUCCGUGACAAGAAGACCAAAGUUGGCCAAAGGUAUCUCGAUAAGCUGGAAGCGGAGAACAAGCGUCUCGCUGCUCUUGUCUCCUCGUUAAGCACAUCUAGUGCCACACCUGCAGCGCAAACUCUUGUCGAGCCAAGAGCGGACAAUGCGGAUCGCAAUCCCUUGAUUGAAGAAAGACCAUGGUUUUUGUCUUUUAAGAAUGUAGACCUCCCAAUCCACAUUGGAGAGGCCGCUGACGCAGGAUUCUCAACACGCCUGCGGCAGGCAGCUUCUUCGGCACCCGUCAGCCAUCUGCCGAGAGUGAACUACCUGGCCGAUGAUGCUCUUCGUUCGUUUGGAGAAGUACCAAUCGAGUUCCCAAGUGCAUCGAGGGUGCGAUUUCUCGUAGACGUUGCUUUGAAGACGACCUCCCGCAAUUGGCACAUCUCAAGAAGGAGUGUGGUGUUGGAGGAUGUGCGAAGGAUCAAACAAGACCCGGGGAAUUGCGACUGGCUCACCAAAUGCAGAAUCUGGGCGUUGCUAGCCAUUGGUGAGGCUUUUUCGUCUCGAUGUGUGCUGCCAAAUGAACCAUUUCCUGGUGCAAGAUAUUGGACGAGAGCAAUGCAGUUGGCACACAUGCCUUCGGAGAGACCCAAAUUGGAUAUUGUGGAAGUCAAUCUUUUGAUGGCCUGCUACGCUGCAUCCAUGAAUCGUCGUCACACGGCGAUUCUCCUGGCAAGCCACGCAAUGCGACUCUGCGUCGUACUUGGUCUGCACAUCGAGAUUGGCGAAACCCAGUUGCGAGAUCCAGUGAUGCGUGAACAUCGAUGUCGCCUUUGGUGGACAGCAUAUCGAUUCGAUCGAAUGUGGGCAAGCAAGAUCGGAUGGCCACCUUCAAUCCCGGAUGAUAGUGUCGAGAUUGGGAUGCCGUCAGAUCAAGGUCUUGCCAAUCUUUCACCGGAGAUUCGAGGUGAUUUUGGGGACGCUGAAUACAUCGUCAUGUCUGUGCGCCUUGCAAAGAUKCUGAAUCAUGCAGUCAACACAUUGUACGUGCGGCGAAGGCAGCCGACGUCCUUCUCGGAGCGGGUGCAAGUCGCGGUAAGAGCGUUGAGGGAUUGGGCAGAAGGCUUACCAGAGCAUCUCAAAUUGGACGACAGCGACGCCGACUCAAGGGUUGAGGGUCACAUCCUCUACCUGCAUUUGGCCUUUAACCAAGCUGUGAUUGUCAUCACAAGACCCAUCUUGCUGCACUUAUACAAGCAACGCCAGACGCCCAUACACCAAGACAGUGCUCCACCUCAAACAUUCUCCGAGUCGGCAUUAUCUUUGACGACAGCCUGCAUCCGCUGUGCUCGACAGUCGAUGGGGAUGUUGAAGAGAGCGUGGGCGGAAGGAACAUUUCCAACGUUUGAUUACUUUCACACACAGUUUUUGUUCUCUUCAGCGACGAUCCUUGCUCUUUCUGCCCUGCUCCAGAACUCAGGCUGGAUGGGCGAUCGCGAGGACUUUUUGCUUGCGUGGACAUUCCUUCAACAGUUGGAGCUAAAUGGUAACUUUGGUGCAAAGGAGGUUUGUAUGCAUGUUGAGGCGCUGGAGAUGACUUUGCGAGAGAAUCUCGAUGUGGGAAGUAAUUCUGUGCAGAGCGGUGUUGCAGAGGUGGGUGCUAGGCCGACAUUUGCUCCGGUGGUGAAUCCGCCGUUGCAGGACUUUCUCAAUCAUCCGGAGAUUGAUCUGGAUUUCAUGGAUACUGGCGGAAACUGGAUUGACUGGCAGGAUGUGUUCUGGCCGGAGAUGGAGCCUCCUGUUGGAUGA
Molecule: messenger RNA, 1917 nt
Organism: Ramularia collo-cygni
Lineage: Eukaryota; Fungi; Ascomycota; Dothideomycetes; Mycosphaerellales; Mycosphaerellaceae
Product: related to positive activator of transcription
Exons: 3
Coding region: 1-1917 (638 amino acids)
Biological process (GO): positive regulation of transcription by RNA polymerase II; DNA-templated transcription
Cellular component (GO): nucleus
Molecular function (GO): DNA-binding transcription factor activity, RNA polymerase II-specific; zinc ion binding; sequence-specific DNA binding
Source: RefSeq, a predicted model, not a curated record